This is a messenger RNA of Anarrhichthys ocellatus (wolf-eel), 2194 nucleotides long. RefSeq names its product rab5 GDP/GTP exchange factor-like. Bases 182 to 1696 code for a protein of 504 amino acids. Gene Ontology annotation, cellular component: endocytic vesicle; cytosol. Gene Ontology annotation, biological process: vesicle-mediated transport. The transcript has 9 exons. Gene Ontology annotation, molecular function: guanyl-nucleotide exchange factor activity; zinc ion binding; small GTPase binding. The record is from RefSeq and is a predicted model, not a curated record. Lineage: Eukaryota; Metazoa; Chordata; Actinopteri; Perciformes; Anarhichadidae.
AAAGAAAAUAAAGAAGAAACAGCUGACAGACAAAAUGGCUGUGGGACAAAGCUAGAAGCUUGGCUAAUGUAAACAUCCAUCAACAGUAGACUGGAGCUGGAGCGACGAUAGCGUUACUCGAUACCCGUUUGACAUUGCGAAUGAGAGUUUCCACCAACAGUCUUCCUAACUUUGGUGAAGGAUGACGAGCCAGCGGCGUGGGAUCCAUCUGGACCAAUCAGAGCUGCUUUGCAAAAAAGGAUGUGGUUUUUAUGGCAACACUGGCUGGCAGGGCCUGUGCUCGAAGUGCUGGCGAGAGGAGAAUCAGCGAGAAAAGCAAAAACAGAUUCAAGAGGACUGGGCACUUGCUGAGAGGCUGCAGAAAGAGGAAGAGGAAGCCUACGCAAGCAGACAUCAGAAGGCCCAAUCGCAGCCCACCAUCACACCCUUCAGCAAGUUUGAGGAAAGAAAAACGAAGGAAAAGUCCCGCAAAGUCAACACAGUCACAAAGUUUUUUACUCCUUCCACAAAAACACCAUCGAAAAAAGAUGCUUUUGAGGCUCAGUCCAGCCCGAGCCCCAGCUCCUCCACAAGCCGGCAUUCCUCUGUGGACAGUGACCAUGCGACGCGAGAGUUCAUUGAUUUUCUCAAGCCUCUGAAGUCUGGCAGGGAGAUCUUCAAGCAGUGCCGGGCCUUCACUGAGAGCAUGGUCUAUAAGCGGGACAUGGCUGCUGAUGAGCUGUCAGAGUGUGUGCAGGACUUCUACCAGAAUCUCUCAGACCGCCUCCACACCCAGUUCAAAGGUUCGUCCGAACAUGUAGAGAGCGUUAUGGAUGAAGUAGAAAAGUACAUGAUGACUCGUCUCUACAAGGAAGUCUUCUGUCCUGAGACCACAGACGAUGAGAAGAAAGACCUGGCCAUUCAGAAGAGAAUCAGAGCCUUGCAUUGGGUCACCAUUGAGAUGCUGUGUGUUCCUGUAGAUGAGGAGAUCGCUGAGGUGUCAGACAAUGUAGUCAAAGCCAUCACAGAUGUGAUUGAAAUGGAUUCAAAGUGCGUGCCCAAGGAGAAGCUGGCAUGCAUCACUCUUUGCAGCAAGCACAUCUUCAACGCCAUCAAAAUCACCAAAAAAGAGGCUGCGUCUGCGGACGACUUCCUCCCGACGCUCAUCUACAUUGUGCUGAAGGCAAACCCACCGCGACUGCAGUCCAACAUCCAGUAUAUCACCCGCUUCAGCAACCCCAGCAGACUCAUGACUGGAGAGGACGGUUACUACUUCACUAAUCUGUGCUGUGCAGUGGCCUUCAUCGAGAAGCUGGACGGUCAGUCUCUGAACCUCAGCGCUGAGGAGUUUGAGCUCUACAUGUCGGGCCAGGUGUCCCCCCAACGCCCACAGUCCACUGGAGCUUCUUCCUGCUCCCCGGGCAGCUCGGCUCUCGGUCAGGUCCACGAGCGGCUGGACCUGCUAGCGGGGCUAGGGGAAAGGCAGGAGCAGGUCAUGGAGAAGGCUCGCCAGCUGGAGAGCGACCUCAUCGACUGGUCGGACGAUGUGGAGCAGAAGGUGCAGAGCGUUCUGGAGAGCUUUCCGCCGGAGACGCAAGACCCGACUGCAACCACAGCUAGCGGGACGACUCCUGCAGCAUCAUCAGCAAUCGACUCUGACAACGUUGAGAAUGAGCACCUGCCCCCACCUCUGCAACCGCAAGUGUUUGCUGGUUGACGUAAAGAGCUCUGCUCAAAAAAUAACAUUCCUCUAGAUGCUUUAAUCCCCCAGAUGCUUUAAUCCCCCCCCCCCCGUUCCAUGCUGUUAAACACAGCAGCCGCCUCAUAUGGACCUCAUCUCCACUCUGGCCUCCAUCCAUCGUCCAAGAGGCCCUGAAAUUACACUAAACAGUAACAAAGCUAUUGAAGUAAAGGAAUAGUCUGGCAUUUUGGAAAGCACGCUUUCUUGCAGAGAGUUGGAUGCAAAGAUCAAUAACCUCUCAUGUCUGUACGGUAAAUAUGAAGCUUAAUGCAAAGGAGCAGACUGACUCCACUCCAAGUUCUUCCCGAACACAUCCGUUGGUCUCCCACAAUGACAUCAUCAGUACCUCAGUACUUCUUUAUCGUUGUUAUUGUCGUUACAUUUAUGCAGCCGGGAUAUAUGGUUGGAUGUGCUAUUUAAACAUAUUUCUGUCAUGACUCCACAAAGUUUUUGUUUUUUAUAUAUAUAUAUAUA